CGUCGUUCAGCUUGAUAAAACAACAUAAGUGAAAAUUUCUUUAAUUACAAUAUUGAAAACCAUAUAAAAAAUGCUACUUAAUUAAAAUUUGAACCUUAAAUAAAGAUAGCUGAUGUGUUAUUCGGUAAAGUCUGAAGUUAUGAGCAGAAUUUGCAUAAAAGUCAUAUUCGAAUAUUUGUGGUUAUGUUAACGAAAUAAAAUGAAAUUUCAAGAAGCUGAUAAGGUAUUCAAAAUAAAUAAAACAUUACGUAUGAUAUGGAUUAUAAAAGGAGACGUAAUAUAUUUCAAUUUAUUAUAUUCUACCGAAAGAAUUUAUCGGAAACAUUGGGGAUGAAACACAGUGGGGAGAAGUAAUAAAGUAUGUCAAGUAGUAGAAUGCAAUUUUCGAAGUGAGAGUGAAGAAACGAAACGAAAAGUGUCUAUAUGUGUUUAGUGUGUCUUCUUCGUCGGUGAGUGAAGUGAAUGUGACCUGGACCUCGACUUUGAUAUUAUUACAGCGAGUAUGAAGGUUAAGACGUGGCUACUACUAACGAUUACCGUAUCAUAUGUCAUUAUAACAACCAAAGCUAUACGAACACCAAUAUAUGCACCGUUUAAUAUAAUUAGUUUGAAAGAUAUAACUCCAGAAGAAAGAAGACAGAUUGCAUAUUUAGAACAAAAACUCCAACGAGCCAAAAGAUCGGGUUCUUCUGGAUCCGGUUCCGGUGAAAUUCUAAAUCUUCUUAAGACCGCAAUUGGAAACGGUAUCAAGAAGAAGGUAGGGCAAUUAGCAAUGGCGUCAGCAGCGGCGUCCGGAGCCUUCAGUAAAACCAGCAGCGGUGGUGGAUACCAUACCGGAUAUCAUCAUCAUCACCAUCAUCCACCAGAUUACUCCUACGAGGAACAUCAUGAUCACCAUGAUCAUUCACAUAAGUCGUUCGAUUUUUGGAAUUUGAAAAAAUCGAUCCUCAAUACUUUACUCCAAGCUGUGAAAGCGGUAAAAGGGGGAGUUAUUGCUGUAAAAGGGCAGUUGGUGAAAGGAGGAGGUAAAUUAAUUUCAGCUUCAGGACAUUUGGUUAGUUCUCAAGGUGAUGCAAUCACGCAUCUCGGGAAAAAGAUAGCCACCAGUGCUAUAUUGGUACCUUGGAUGGGUUCGUCAGGUAAAGGACAUCCGCAUGUAGAAUACGAAUCAGGUGAUCAUCACUAUUCAGCUCCAAGCGCUCCUAGUGACAUCUAUCAUCAUUCGUCACCUUCAGGUCCUAGUUCAGAUUAUCAUAUACCUGAACAUUAUCCACCUCCUCAUCGUGAAGGAACUUCAGGACUAUUAAUACUAAAAAAAGUCCCAGGACAUGGUAGGGAUCGUCAUGAAUAUUACAGUUCGUCAGUGGAUACUCACCACGAUCAAUCUCCAAGUUUCGGUAGUGUACUUGGUAAAUUAUUCUCGGCAUCAUCAUCAUUAGAUCCUCACAAACCUGAAUUAUACGGUGAUAAUCCUGUAGAACACCACGUGGAUAGUUAUCAAGCGGAUAUAGUAGAAUCAGAUCAUAACGAAAUAGUCCCUUCGGCUUCCGGUAUAGUUAAACAUGAAAUAGUAUCUUCUUCUGUCAAAACGAAACAACCUCACCACAAUUUCGUUGUAGAUAUCGAUAAAACUUCAACUAUUCCACCCGAUACAGUCACUAAACACAACAGCGGUUCAAAUAAACCAGAUUUCAAAAAAAAUCCUUUCGAUUCGAAAGAAAUUGUAGGUGUAAAUCAAAAUUCCAAACCCGAGGAGGUUAAUACAAAUAAUUAUGUUUCUCAGAGUGAAAUUGGUAGUUUUCAGUAUACAGGAGUAGAAGAUUUACAAGAAUUUAACAAUCCUACAAAUAUUUAUUUAUCACCUCCACCGAUUUCACAGAUUAUUUCAAAAGAAACCGAUAUUGAGAAUAAUUCGUUAAUAGAUAUUAAAAAUUCGCAGUUAAUUGAAAAUUCUAUACCAUCGCCGUUUUUAGAAACCCCCAAAAUACCAACUGUAAAUGACCCAACAGUUUAUAACGAAUUUACACAUACUUUCGAUUUUACACAGAGUGAUAUUAAAAAUCUCAACAAUUUUGAAAGUAGUUAUAAUCAGUUUUACCCGAAUUUCGAUGUUGUUCCUUCUAUUUCUUACGAACUACAACCUCAAGGGCCUAAAAGACUGACGUGACGUUAUAGGUAAAUAAAUUUUAUGUCUGACUAUUGAUGAACUAACAGAAGUAACUAUGUAUCCUAAUUAUGGCUUAUUUACUAAUUAAAUGAUUAUAUUUUUAAAUUUUCUUGCAUUAUUUUAUCUACUUACGUGAUAUACGAAGAAUCGAAUUUAACCAUUUGUUAAAAGUGUAAUCUCCCCAUUAUAACCACAUACUUAACACUGUUUAUAAAAAAUUACACUAAAAAAUAUAUAAAAGUAACAAAAUUAACACUAAAACAUUCCUUUUAUCUAAUUAUUUCGUCUACUACACUUUCUGCAUUCAAAUUUUUAAUAAAUCAUUUUUACUAAGGUUAUUGUCGUAUGUCACUUCUCUAAUGCAACUUUAAGUUCCGUGGUUCGAUUUGUUAUGAGGCAUUUUUUAAUACGCGUCAUAAACUUUGUCCCUUUAAUAAUUAUUUAUCCAGUAUGACCUCAUUAACAUUGAUAAAAUUGUUCACACAAAAAAUUACACUUUAAUAUUGUCAAAUUUGUUAUAUUUGAUCUACUUUCAAUUUCAGAAUAUUUGAUCUGCUAAGAGAUUUAAUUGGCCUUGUGUAAAUAAUAUAAUUUUCAACUUUUUCUUUCUCAGACCUUAACCAAAAAUAAUAUUUCUUCAUUUCAUACACUAAUAGAAAAAUGUACAGAGGACGUAAAAUUAAUACCAGAGCAUUCUCAUUAUCUAAUUUCUAGCGUUUAUUUAUAAAUUUUUUAAUAAUUAAUAUUUUUUUCAGAUAUAUCUAAAAAUACACGUCACUAUGACAUCAAUAAUUUCGAUCCAUAUUUCGACUAAGUGCUAAUUUAUUACUACUGAUGUGCUUUAUUCAUAAUAUCACCUUUCGGGACUAAUGUGAUUCAUUUAAUUAUAGAAACUUGUUAUUUUGUAUAUUUAUUUUUUUAAUAAAUUUUUUAUCGAUGUUA
Messenger RNA from Diorhabda sublineata, 3109 nucleotides. RefSeq lists its product as uncharacterized. The transcript has 6 exons. The record is from RefSeq and is a predicted model, not a curated record. NCBI's taxonomy places the organism in Eukaryota, Metazoa, Arthropoda, Insecta, Coleoptera, Chrysomelidae. Bases 503 to 2167 code for a protein of 554 amino acids.